GACAUAUUGUGGGCGGGGAAUCGAAGGGCUGGGACCCAAUCACAUUAAUCUGGACAAGCUCUCCGCUGAAAUACACCCAACCAAACGGAGAUACCCGAACAGAGUAGGAGAUCGAGGGGAGAAGAUUCAGCUCAUCAAUCAGAAGUAAGAAGAUUAAGUCACCUGGAGAACCACACGCCAACGGAAGGAACCAACGGAGGUCAGGAGACCUAGUCGGUACCGAGAUGGCCGAGACAUCUCCCAGCAACGCUUUCUUGUUUUAGAUGGGGUCAGGAUCGUCACACUUCCCGCGAGGUCAGGGAUAACCGAGACACCUCACCGAGUCACCAUGUGAGAAGAUGCCUUUGGGUGUGUUGCCCCAUCAGAGAUCGGUCUCCUGACUUGUAGCUGACGGUGUUUGCAUAACAAGUUUGGAGUCGUACCAUAGGGCUUUUUUUUUUUUUUUUAUCUGCUUCUGCAGGCCAGCUGUCUACAACAUCAAACUGGACACAACCUCAACCAAAUCUAAAGGAUAUCUUGCAUGUGGACUCCUGUUCUUACUCCUACAUUAGAACCAGCAGCCAACAUCCUCACCCUGCAUUCAAAUCAGGAGAACAGGAGCCAGAAUCGACGCCUUCUCUCGUUCUCACUCCGGACGGAUUAGAGUAUUUAUCCCUUUUGGCUGAUGCCCGAUCUCCAUCAGCGACCAUGAUGUUCUGCACCACCUUCCUCUCCACGCCGGCGGACGAGCUGGUGUGCGAGGGUGGAGUCGAGAGGGCUAAGGGUGGGGGGAGGUCGUCCCCGACGGGGAUGGUACCCGGGCAGGCCCUGGGGCCGGGGGGCUGCCUGUCCACCUUGCGUUGCCUGGUCCUCCCCCAAGAGGAGCUCUGCCAGUCUCUCGCCUAUUGCCACGGCGACGGUCCCCGUGGCAGCAGCGCGUUGGGGAAGAGGAUGCUGCUGGAGGUCAACAGGGCCACUUCCUUCGGCGGGGGGGGGACAACAGAGGGGGGGGGGGCGGGAUGUGGCGCCAGGAAACACCGGAGUCGCUCGGUCUCGCCGGCGAUGGGUCGACGGCCGGCGAGCCCCGCGAGAGAUUGGUUUAAAGGGAUGGUGGCCAGAGGUCCGGCAUUGCCGAUGGCGACCGUGGACAUAAAGAACCCCGAGAUCCACAACGCCCCAGGGGGCGGGCACCGUUACCAUAACAACUCCCAGGUGAACAACAUCGUGCUCUCCUCCUUCCCCAAGAAGGAGAAGAAGGUGAAGGGCGGGAAGAAGAAGAGGCUGACCAAGGCGGACAUCGGCACGCCCAGCAACUUCCAGCACAUUGGACACGUGGGCUGGGAUCCCAACACAGGCUUUGAUCUGAACAAUCUGGACCCCGAGCUCAAGCACCUGUUUGACAUGUGCGGUAUCUCGGAGGCCCAGCUGAAGGACAAAGAGACGUCCAAGGUCAUCUACGAGUUCAUCGAGAAGAAGGGCGGCGUGGAGGCGGUGAAGAACGAGCUCAGGAGACAAGCCCCCCCUCCCCCUCCCUCGAGAGGCGGCCCCCCUCCACCCCCGCCCCCCCCCCACCACGGCUCGGCCCCUCCCCCUCCCCCCCCGGCCCGCGGACGCGGCGCCCCCCCACCCCCUCCCCCGUCCCGGGCGCCCACCUCGGCUCCGCCUCCCCCGCCCCCCUCCCGCGGCACGGGCGGGCCCCCCCCUCCCCCACCUCCCCCCCCCAGCCGCGUGUCCCUCCCGCCUCCCCCGCCGCCCUCCCACGCCUGCAUGCCGCCGGCUCCCCCCCCUCCCCCUCCCAUCUCCUCCGCCGCCGGCGGUGGGGGCGGAGCCCCGGCCCCUCCUCCCCCGCCGCCGCCUCCGCCCGGCCCCCCUCCCCCGGCUCCUCCCCCCAUGUCGGAGAGCGUGGACAGCGGGGACGGCGAGGGCGGGGGUAAGUCGGCCCUGCUCAACCAGAUCCGAGAGGGCCGGCAGCUCAAGAAGGUGGACAGCCAGAAGGAGCGGCCGGUGUCGUCCAACACGGGGCGCGACUCGCUGCUGGAACAGAUCCGCCAGGGCAUCCAGCUCAAGGCCAAGGUGGAGGGCGAAGGGCCAGCCCCCAACGCCGCCACCCCCUCUGCGGGCAUCGUAGGGGCCCUGAUGGAGGUGAUGCAGAAGAGGAGCAAGGCCAUCCACUCCUCAGAUGAGGACGAUGAUGAUGACGAAGAUGAGGACUUUGAGGACGAUGACGAAUGGGAAGAUUAGUGCUCCUUAUCCCCCCCCACCCCUUCCCAGAUGAUUAUUACAACACUAAUAACAGGAAAAGAAAAAUCUUUCACAUUCGGAUUAUAAAUGUAAAUGUUCCAAUGAUUUGCUGUAUAUUUUUGUUGCCUUUAAGCUUUUUUUUUUUUUAUUAUUAAUCCGUGCAAUAUGCUGUUUAAUCUGUAAAUAUGUCUAUCUGGUAUCCUAAUGUAACAACCUUUUUUCUUCUUUUUCUAUUCUCAUCUUUUCUUACUCUCUUUCCUGAUUUAUUUUGUUGCCUUUCCUCUUCCUGGUGAUGGAUACUGACGGGUAUUGUCCUCUGCCCCCACUCUUACUCUAUCAUGCUUUUGCAAAAUCCUCCCUCCAUUCCCCCGAUUGACGCGUGCAAUCAUGACAUCAUAGGGUCUCUCGAGCUAGAGUUUAUUUUUCUGGUUUAGAUAAGCGAUUUAAUGGUGGGGUUAGUAAAGAAUCAAUUGUUGUUAAUCAGGGGGGGGGGGGAAAUGAUAUUCAACAAGACUAUUUUCAUAUCCAAUUGCUCUGUAGUUUAUUUUUACUUAUUCGAAAAAUUAUCCUAGUUUAGCGCUCUUAUUUUCUUAAAACACAGGAAGAAGGAAAAAAAAUGUCUCUUCUUCUCCUAAAUAUUUAGCUUUAUCCGUUUAUCAAUUGUAAAUUUUGCUCCAGAGUUCUGAGUCUUGUUAUAUUUUUGCACAAAUGGAAAGAGGAAGACUCUGCAUGACUAUGGGAUAGUUUCAUGUCCAUAUCGCAGCGGAUCGUACCUACACUUUACUAUCAAGGUAAACCACACCUCAUCAAGCAUUUAACCAAUACACAUCCAACUAUGCAUUAACACGUAUACACAAGGUGUGCCGCAACAUAACCGGUGGCUGUCUGUGAAUUUUAUGGGAUUGUACUUUUUCUUUUGUCACACACUACAGAUACUUUUCUUUUCUAAACUUCCUUCAGUUUAAAGUAUUUUUUGGUUUUAAUCUAGAGGUUCAGUACAUUGUGAAAAACUAAAAGAAAUAAAUACAUUUUAAUUUAAGAGAUACAAUAUUUUUGACGGUUUAUGACUAGAAACAAAAGUAUCAGCGAUCUUGUUGAACGCUUGUACUUAAACCAUAGUAAGUAUGCAAACAUCAUAAAGAUACCUAGAUUAUAUGCAUACUUUCUGGGGUUUCAAGUGUAUCAUGAAAAGUGGACAGCAUACGACAAAAAAAACGACUGCUUCAAAUCCCUAAAACUUUUUUAAAGGAACUAUUACAGCUCCUUUAUUUUUCUAUGAUUCCGCUGUCGAGACUUUAUCAGGGUUUGUUAUGAACUGUCUUGAUAAAACUUAAUGUAACCAUACUGUGUCAUAAUUCAACAUUUUAUAUCAUCAUGGCUACGGUGUUCAGCGAUGAACGCACAGUUUCUCACUGUCAUUAUUUUCUUCUUUUUUUUUUUUUGUUUCUUUGUUUUCGGCCCAAUGACUAGCUCUGUAAUGAGUCCCAAGUGAUUGAUUGAUUUUCCAUUCUUCCAUUUUCUGCGCUGUUGGCACCAAUAUAUUUUCAAAAAAUUAAAAAAUACAAAAAAAUGAA
Gadus macrocephalus (Pacific cod) is the source of this 3794-nucleotide messenger RNA. RefSeq names its product actin nucleation-promoting factor WASL-like. Gene Ontology annotation, cellular component: nucleus; cytoplasm; endoplasmic reticulum membrane. Gene Ontology annotation, biological process: actin filament organization. The record is from RefSeq and is a predicted model, not a curated record. NCBI's taxonomy places the organism in Eukaryota, Metazoa, Chordata, Actinopteri, Gadiformes, Gadidae. Gene Ontology annotation, molecular function: microtubule binding; actin binding. Bases 688 to 2220 code for a protein of 510 amino acids. The transcript has 8 exons.